Molecule: messenger RNA, 1044 nt
Organism: Paralichthys olivaceus (Japanese flounder)
Lineage: Eukaryota; Metazoa; Chordata; Actinopteri; Pleuronectiformes; Paralichthyidae
Gene: mrpl24
Product: mitochondrial ribosomal protein L24
Biological process (GO): translation
Cellular component (GO): ribosome; mitochondrion
Molecular function (GO): structural constituent of ribosome; RNA binding
Source: RefSeq, a predicted model, not a curated record
GCGCAUGCGUGAAGCGAGUUCAGCUCCUCCUGUCCGGUAGGCGGCGCUGCCUGCACACACGAGGUUUAAGCACAGCCGGCUGCUGCAUGUGACAUUGAUGUCAACAGAGGCAGAAUGAGGCUGACCGCGCUCCUGUCGAUGGCAGCCCGGGUCAUUGUGCCCAAGGACUACCGAUACGGCACCAACAGGCCGUGGACUGCGGUCGCUAAACGGUUGAACCCUCCGGGGAAGAGGAGGAGGAAGGUGUUCGUGGAGCCCAUAGCGCCGGAGGACUGGUCUGUUCUCAGAGGGGACAUGGUGGAGAUUCUCACAGGGAAGGACCAAGGGAAGCAGGGGAAAGUGAUCCAAGUCUUCAGACACAGAAACUGGGUUAUUCUGGAAGGACUGAACACACAUUACAGGUACAUUGGACGCACUGCAGGUUAUCGUGGAACCUACAUUGCCAGCGAGGCUCCCCUCCUGCUGCGUGAUAUCGCCCUUAUUGACCCCUCCGACAGGAAGCCCACUGAAGUGGAGUGGAAAUUCACUGAGGAGGGCGACAGAGUCAGAGUGUCUCUCAGGACGGGUCGAAUCAUCCCUAAGCCUGUUGUGCAGCGACGAGACGGCAUCGUGCCAGAGCAGUGGAAAGAUGGUCCCAAAGACACAAGUCCUGAGGACACUCUAGAAAAGACUUUUGUACCGUCCCUCAAAACGCUGGAGGAGGAGGUCAUGGAGAAACUGGGUAUUCAGGAGAACAGGCGAAACAGAAGAUCCUACUGGUACUGACCAGAGAAAAAGACACUCCCUCCCCAUGUCGUGAUACUAAUGUUUCGCAGCAAUUGAAGAUACCUUGUUGUUGGUUGAAGUCGAGCUGAAGGAUGUUGUGUCAGGAUCCAAUGUGUUUGGGUAAAAUCCUGGUGCAACACACAAAUGAAUAAGGAAACGAUAGCUCUGUAAAAAUGCUUGGAGGUUAAACAGAUGUGCAAACACAGCUGAUAUCAAACGUGUAACUUAAAUGUUUCUGAAAUGUGUUUCUUUAUAAAUAAAUGUCACAUUAACUAAUCA